AUGUCAAAACCAAGUGAUCAGAUACCAGAACACAUUUGGGAGGAUGCAUGGAAGGAUUUACAACUUAAUAAGAUCUAUGAAGAUUUUUUUUCAAAAAGUGAAAAAUAUGAACCUCAUAAUGAUUGUAAUUUAUUCAAUGCUGGAUAUAAAAAUCACGAAGGCGCCAAAGACAUUUGUAAUAAGUUCGUGCAUUUUUUGAAAAAAAUAUAUGAAAACACUGAUGAAAAAAAGAGUAAAGAUUAUUGCAAUUAUUUACCAUAUUGGUUAUAUGAUGAAAUAAAGGGAAAAUAUAAAUCCAAUGAUAAUAUUCGUAGUAUACCUUUCGUUAAUGAUCUUAUUAAUGUACAAUCCAAGGUUAACGUGAAUAUUAUUCCUAAAAAAAGAUGUUUUUUAGAAUAUGAAAAUGGUGUUAAUUUGGGGGAAAUUCAAAAAAGGAAAAUAUUUUAUGCAUAUUUCAGAGAAUAUGAAAACGUUAAGAGUAUUAUUAAUAAAAAUAAAAAAGACGAAUGCAGUAAGUAUAAUAAAUAUAUUAAUAGCAUUAAUUUAUUGUAUAAAGUGUAUAAAGAGAAGUAUUGUAAAGGAAUUUGGCUUUGGGUAGGCCCCCCGAAGUACAUCGAUUGUGAUUCUAAAUAUGACCCCAAUAAUCUCAUAUCUAUAUUAAAAGAUUGUGAAAAUAAAGAAGCUAAAAGGGGUGGAAAUUCAGGAUUUUUCUCACUUAUUUCAGGGUUGCUCAGUCCAUCGCCUAAAUCAUCUAAAACUAAUAGUGUUACAUCAGUUAAAGGGCCCACCAGAGCUGUUACUCCAGAAACUAAAACACUCGCAUCUGAAAAAGGCGUAACUGAUAAAGGAACCCCCAAUGGUAAGCAUUUACCGGCUGCACCUUCAUCAAAGGAUAAUGGAGUAACAGAAACUUCAAAAGGUUUAGUAGUUUCAAGGGAUUCAUCAGGUUCAGCAAGUAGAGGAGAUGCAGCAGGAAUGCAUAAUGAGGUGCUACAUCAAGCGCCAGUCUCUUUGCAGCCUGUAGGAAGUUCGACUCACCCAAAAGAAGAUAUGAAGAGCGGUGUUGCUCAUGGAAGGCGAUACAGGACAUGGGAUCAUGGAUGGUUUUUCUUUUACUUUAGAAAGUGUAUCUGA
Messenger RNA from Plasmodium cynomolgi strain B, 1134 nucleotides. RefSeq lists its product as hypothetical. The record is from RefSeq and is a predicted model, not a curated record. NCBI's taxonomy places the organism in Eukaryota, Apicomplexa, Aconoidasida, Haemosporida, Plasmodiidae. Bases 1 to 1134 code for a protein of 377 amino acids. The transcript has 3 exons.